Molecule: messenger RNA, 483 nt
Organism: Musa acuminata AAA Group (dessert banana)
Lineage: Eukaryota; Viridiplantae; Streptophyta; Magnoliopsida; Zingiberales; Musaceae
Product: actin-depolymerizing factor 1
Exons: 3
Coding region: 64-483 (139 amino acids)
Biological process (GO): actin filament depolymerization
Cellular component (GO): actin cytoskeleton; cytoplasm
Molecular function (GO): actin filament binding
Source: RefSeq, a predicted model, not a curated record
UCGUUUCUUUUCCCAGCUUCCUCAACCUUCGUUGCCCAUCUCGCCCCUCGUUGGAGAGAAACCAUGGCGAACGCAGCGUCGGGAAUGGCGGUGAGCGACGAGUGCAAGCUCAAGUUCUUGGAGCUGAAGGCCAAGAGGAACUUCCGGUUCAUCGUCUUCAAGAUCGACGAGAGGAUACAGCAGGUGAUGGUAGAUAAGCUCGGCCAGCCCGACGAGAGCUACGACGACUUCACCGCGUCCCUGCCGGCCGACGAAUGCCGCUACGCCGUCUUCGACUUCGACUUCGUCACCGACGAGAAUUGCCAGAAGAGCAAGAUCUUCUUCAUCGCUUGGUCACCCGAUGCCGCAAGGGUGAGGAGCAAGAUGCUGUAUGCAAGCUCCAAGGACAGGUUCAAGAGGGAGCUCGAUGGGAUCCAGGUGGAGCUGCAAGCAACAGACCCCAGUGAGAUGAGCAUCGACAUUGUCAAAGGCCGAGCUCUAUGA